CAGGGCCACAAAGGGACUUGCCUUUGCAUCAGGCAUAGUUAUGACUGCUUACAGCCUGGCGGUUCCUUUCAUUGGCUCUACGAUGAGAAUCUUCGUGCUGAUCAACAGUGCCGUGACGGGCCCCUUCGUCGGCCUCCUCGUGCUCGCAAUUCUGUUCCCUUUCGCCAACUCCAAGGGAGCUGGAGCUGCGACAUGUCUGACCAUUGCGUUCCAGCUAUGGCACAUGAUCGGUAGACUGCGCAGCGGCAUCCUUCCUCAUCGCAUGCCGGUAACGUUGGACUACUGUCCCGACAAUACGACGGCUGGAUUCGAUACAACCGAGUAUCCGUCAAACACGACGGACUCUGCAGGGUCGGAAGACGUCUUCAUGCUCUACCGUCUUUCAUCGUUCUGGAGCAGUUUCUUCAGCGUCAUCGUCACCAUCGCUGUAGGAGUUGUUAUCAGCCUCCUCACAGGCGGACGGAAAACUGCUGCCAUGCACGAACACCUGGUCGACGACACGCUGCGUACAGCGUGGAGGAAAUCGACGCGCCGUCGAGGCAGCCAACGCAACGAGCAGACGCCCAGUGCACCGGUGUCUACUACCGAAAGAACAUCCCGUAUUGCAGAAGAUGUUCCCAAGCUCGCUAUCGACAAGGAAGAACUCGAGAGAUUAACGAAAGAAACACAAGUGUGAUGAUAACUCUUUUGUAAAAAGUGGCACUUCAUUAUUGAGAUCAACACAAACGUCAUACCAUAAAAAAUUUUAAUUU
Rhipicephalus sanguineus (brown dog tick) is the source of this 752-nucleotide messenger RNA. Its product is annotated as sodium-dependent multivitamin transporter. The transcript has 7 exons. Gene Ontology annotation, molecular function: symporter activity. Lineage: Eukaryota; Metazoa; Arthropoda; Arachnida; Ixodida; Ixodidae. Gene Ontology annotation, biological process: sodium ion transport. The coding region runs from base 41 to 676 and encodes 211 amino acids. The record is from RefSeq and is a predicted model, not a curated record.